This is a messenger RNA of Closterium sp. NIES-65, 2769 nucleotides long. The record is from the annotation of a GenBank genome assembly. NCBI's taxonomy places the organism in Eukaryota, Viridiplantae, Streptophyta, Zygnematophyceae, Desmidiales, Closteriaceae.
AUGGAGCCGCGGUCCCGUCUACCUCUCGCAGUCCUCACACUACUCGCCCUCCUCUCUCUCCUCGCCUCUUCAGUCGCUGCCGCCGACGUCUCAGCGGCCGAUGCGCAAGCUGGCACGCUGGCCGCACAGGCAAGCCCUACUGCUAGUAGCAGCGCCGUGGCGGGCGUGGAUCUGAGCCGCGUGACUGCCUCCGCCACUGCGACCAAUAGUAGCGUGGCGGGCGUGGAUCUGAGCCGCGUGGUGCUCCUGUCGCCGUGGGCGCCGCGCGCGUUCCUCUACAAGCAAUUUCUCAGCGACGCGGAGUGCGACCACAUCAUCGCACGCGCGACACCACGCCUCGAACGCUCGGGCGUGGUGAACAACGACGACGGUAGCAGCUUCGUGAGCGACAUUCGCACGAGCUCAGGCGCGUUUCUCAACAAGGGCGAGGACGCCGUCAUGCGCACAGUGGAGCAGCGCAUCUCCGAGUGGACCUUCCUCCCACUCCAGAACCAGGAGGCACUGCAGAACCAGGAGGCGCUGCAGGUGAGCCGCCCCUGUGACGAACUCAGGCGCGUUCCUGAACAAGGGCGAGAACGAUGUGAUGCCAACAGUGGAGCUGCGCAUCUCCGAGUGGACCUUCCUCCCACUCCAGAACCAGGAGGCACUGCAGGUGCUGCCAUACACCAAGGGACACAAGUGCUGCGGUACACCAAGGGGCAGAAGUACGAGCCACACGUGGACUAUUUCCACGACGCCGUGAACACGCAGAGGGGCGGCCACCGCUACGCCACCGUGCUCAUGUACCUCAACAACGUGACGCUGGGCGGGGAGACUGUGUUUCCCAAGGUCAAGGAUGACUCACCUAAGGACGAGACUUGGUCUGACUGCGCCAAGGGCUUUCUGGCUGACGGGUCAGCGCAUGCAUUGAGCAAUCCGCCCUUGCUCCCUCCUGUCCUUGCACGUAUCUCUCCCCUCACGUCUUCGGCGCCCACCCCACCAGUGAAGCGAGAGAAGGGAGAUGCGCUCCUCUUCUUCAACCUCCACACCACCGGCACCCCUGACAGCAGCCCCGACGGCACCCCUGACAGCAGCCCCGACGGCACCCCUGACAGCAGCCCCGACGGCACCCCUGACCCCGCCAGCCAGCCUGCAUUACACCUGCCCCUGAAGCCAGAGAAGGGAGACGCGCUGCUCUUCUUCAACCUGCACCCAGACGGCACGCCAGACCCCGCCAGUCUCCAUUACGCCUGCCCCGUGGUGCACGGCGUCAAGUGGUCCGCGCCCAAGUGGAUCCACGUGGCAGACUUUGAUAAGCCGCUCGCCAGUGCUGAUGCUGGCGCCGGCGGCGCGGCUGCUGCUGGUGGGGGUGGGGGUGAUGGCGCGUGCACGGACAGCAAUGCAUAUGCCCAUGGCAUGGUGGGAGUGCCCAUGGCAUGGUGGGUGUGCCCAUGGCAUGGUGGGUGUGCCCAUGGCAUGGUGGGAGUGCCCAUAGCAUGGUGGGUGUGCCCAUGGCAUGGUGGGUGUGCCCACGACAUGGUGGGUGUGCCCAUGGCAUGGUGGGAGUGCCCAUGGCAUGGUGGGAGUGCCCAUGGCAUGGUGGGUGUGCCCAUGGCAUGGUGGGAGUGCCCAUGGCAUGGUGGGAGUGCCCAUGGCAUGGUGGGAGUGCCCAUGGCAUGGUGGGUGUGCCCAUGGCAUGGUGGGAGUGCCCAUGGCAUGGUGGGAGUGCCCAUGGCAUGGUGGGUGUGCCCAUGGCAUGGUGGGAGUGCCCAUGGCAUGGUGGGAGUGCCCAUGGCAUGGUGGGAGUGCCCAUGGCAUGGUGGGUGUGCCCAUGGCAUGGUGGGUGUGCCCAUGGCAUGGUGGGAGUGCCCAUGGCAUGGUGGGUGUGCCCAUGGCAUGGUGGGUGUGCCCAUGGCAUGGUGGGAGUGCCCAUGGCAUGGUGGGAGUGCCCAUGGCAUGGUGGGAGUGCCCAUGGCAUGGUGGGAGUGCCCAUGGCAUGGUGGGUGUGCCCAUGGCAUGGUGGGAGUGCCCAUGGCAUGGUGGGAGUGCCCAUGGCAUGGUGGGAGUGCCCAUGGCAUGGUGGGUGUGCCCAUGGCAUGGUGGGUGUGCCCAUGGCAUGGUGGGUGUGCCCAUGGCAUGGUGGGAGUGCCCAUGGCAUGGUGGGAGUGCCCAUGGCAUGGUGGGUGUGCCCAUGGCAUGGUGGGAGCGCCCAUGGCUUGGUGGGAGUGCCCAUGGCAUGGUGGGAGUGCCCAUGGCAUGGUGGGAGUGCCCAUGGCAUGGUGGGAGUGCCCAUGGCAUGGUGGGUGUGCCCAUGGCAUGGUGGGAGUGCCCAUGGCAUGGUGGGAGUGCCCAUGGCAUGGUGGGUGUGCCCAUGGCAUGGUGGGAGUGCCCAUGGCAUGGUGGGUGUGCCCAUGGCAUGGUGGGUGUGCCCAUGGCAUGGUGGGAGUGCCCAUGGCAUGGUGGGAGUGCCCAUGGCAUGGUGGGUGUGCCCAUGGCAUGGUGGGUGUGCCCACGGCAUGGUGGGUGUGCCCAUGGCAUGGUGGGAGUGCCCAUGGCAUGGUGGGAGUGCCCAUGGCAUGGUGGGUGUGCCCAUGGCAUGGUGGGAGCGCCCAUGGCUUGGUGGGAGCGCCCGUGGCAUGGUGGGUGUGCCCAUGGCAUGGUGGGUGUGCCCAUGGCAUGGUGGGUGUGCCCAUGGCAUGCUGCCAGUACUGGUCAGAGGCGGGCGAGUGUGAGAAGAACCCCGUGUACAUGCACGAGGCGUGCCGCAAGGCCUGCAAGGUCUGCUCCUAG